GAAUUCAACCUAAGCUUGUUAGCACCUUGUUUAAGCCUUGGCAUGAAUGAAAUCUCAAGAGACCAGAAGAGUAACUUCUUUGAAACAGCUCGGAGGGUAACUCUGGAUCAUGUGUCUACCACUGUACAGAACUUUCCUGCCAGCCACCAGGUUUUUCAACCAUUAUUGCCAACUGAGCCGUCAGCCUACUGGAAAAAACUAAGCGAUAUCUUUGGAGAUGAGGUGAGGUAUCAGUCUAUGAUGACACUUUGUCGCGCACUGGCUCAGUAUUUGUUGUUGCUCUCAAAACUACCAGCUGGUCUCCGUGUUCCUCCUGACAAAGAGGAUGAUAUCCUGAAAUUUGUGGUUAUGUCAGUAGAGGCACUAUCAUGGCAUUUAAUGCAUGACCAGAUUCCAUUAAGUAUAGAUCUUGAAGCUGCUCUGGAUUGUUGCUGUUUGACAUUACAGCAGCCUGGUCUCUGGAAUUUGCUGGCUUCUGCCGUUAAUGUGACAUAUGCUUGCUCCUUAGUUAAUUGCGUUAGAUUUAUCAUAGAAGCAGUUGCAGUUGAACCUGGUAAUCAACUUCUUAGUCCUGAAAGAAAGAAGAAUACUUCAAAAGGCUUAAGUGAGGGUGAAGGUGAUUCAAACACACAGAAAGAUAAAAACAUUACUGCAGCUUGUGAAAUGGUAGCUGAGAUGGUGGAAUGCUUACAGACUGUCUUGGCACUGGGACACAAAAGAAACAGCAGUAUUCCAGCGUUUCUUACUCCUGUCCUCAAGAACAUCAUCAUCAGUUUAGCAAGGCUGCCUCUAGUGAACAGUUACACAAGAGUACCUCCCCUGGUCUGGAAAUUAGGCUGGUCACCAAAGCCUGCAGGUGACUUUGGCACAGUUUUUCCUGAAAUCCCAGUAGAAUUUCUUCAAGAAAAAGAAAUCUUCAAGGAGUUCAUCUAUCGCAUUAAUACACUUGGAUGGGUCAGCCGUACUCAGUUUGAAGAGACUUGGGCUACUUUGCUUGGUGUGCUUGUAACUCAGCCUAUUGUAAUGGACCAAGAGGAGAACCAACAAGAGGAAGAUACAGAGAGGACCCAAAUUAAUGUUCUUGCAGUACAAGCCAUAACUUCCUUGGUGCUGAGUGCAAUGACAAUACCUGUUGCAGGCAAUCCAGCGGUUAGCUGUUUGGAACAGCAGCCCCGUAACAAAGCCUUAAAAGCUCUGGACACAAGGUUUGGGAGGAAGCUAAGUGUUAUCAGAGGAAUUGUUGAACAGGAAAUUCAAGCAAUGGUAUCUAAGAGAGAUAAUAUUGCUACUCAUCACUUAUACCAAGCUUGGGACCCUGUUCCAUCACUUUCUCCUGCUACUACAGGUGCUCUUAUCAGCCAUGAAAAACUCUUACUGCAGAUCAAUACUGAACGAGAAAUAGGAGAUAUGGACUAUAAACUGGGACAGGUCUCUAUACACUCCAUAUGGUUAGGAAAUAAUAUCACUCCACUGAGAGAAGAAGAGUGGGGUGAGGAUGAAGAAGAUGAGAAUGAUGUACCUGCUCCUUCCUCACCACCAACCUCUCCUAUUAACACCAGGAAACAUCGGGCUGGUGUAGAUAUACAUUCUUGUUCUCAGUUCUUGCUUGAACUCUAUAGUCAGUGGAUAUUGCCAUCAAACCCUAGCAAGAGAACGCCAGUCAUUUUGAUUAGUGAAGUGGUGCGAUCACUUCUGGCAGUAUCAGACUUAUUUACAGAAAGGAAUCAAUUUGAGAUGAUGUAUACAACACUGACAGAAUUGCGAAAGGUGCAUCCAUCAGAAGAUGAGAUUCUUGUACAGUAUUUGAUACCAGCCACUUGUAAAGCAGCUGCUGUUCUUGGAAUG
Messenger RNA from Antrostomus carolinensis (chuck-will's-widow), 1845 nucleotides. RefSeq names its product huntingtin-like. Gene Ontology annotation, cellular component: cytoplasm. The annotation marks the transcript as partial. The record is from RefSeq and is a predicted model, not a curated record. Lineage: Eukaryota; Metazoa; Chordata; Aves; Caprimulgiformes; Caprimulgidae. The transcript has 13 exons.